AUGUCGUUGACCGACGCUCUAGACGAAAUGGUGAAUUCUGGCGUUCUUUCCCCAUCGAUUGCGAUGAAGGUUCUGUUUGAGUUCGAUAGAUGUGUGACCAGAGUACUACAAGCUUCAAAGACUAAAGCGUCCAUCAAGGGGCAACUCCAUACUUAUCGGUUUUGUGGAAACGUGUGGACUUUUAUUGUCGAGGACGCCGUUGUCAACGUCACGGACACCGAUUCAACGUCACGCGAGUCAAGGGUGAAGCUAUUAAAAGUUGUAGCGUGCGAUGGUAAACUUGGAGCGAAUACCGACUCCGUGUAG
Molecule: messenger RNA, 306 nt
Organism: Ostreococcus tauri
Lineage: Eukaryota; Viridiplantae; Chlorophyta; Mamiellophyceae; Mamiellales; Bathycoccaceae
Product: Transcription factor IIA, helical
Exons: 1
Coding region: 1-306 (101 amino acids)
Biological process (GO): transcription initiation at RNA polymerase II promoter; RNA polymerase II preinitiation complex assembly
Cellular component (GO): transcription factor TFIIA complex
Molecular function (GO): RNA polymerase II general transcription initiation factor activity; TBP-class protein binding
Source: RefSeq, a predicted model, not a curated record